Hevea brasiliensis (rubber tree) is the source of this 1163-nucleotide messenger RNA. Its product is annotated as (+)-pulegone reductase. The transcript is spliced from 6 exons. The coding region runs from base 88 to 1146 and encodes 352 amino acids. Gene Ontology annotation, molecular function: 2-alkenal reductase [NAD(P)H] activity. Lineage: Eukaryota; Viridiplantae; Streptophyta; Magnoliopsida; Malpighiales; Euphorbiaceae. The record is from RefSeq and is a predicted model, not a curated record.
AUUAUAGAGAGAGACAAACCAAAAACAAAACACAUCUCCCUUUCUUUCACAAAGCGAAAGGCAUUUACGAGCGAGAGAGAUCAGAGAAUGGGUAGAGAAACUAGCACCGUGGAGAGCAAGGAAUGGUACAUGGCAGCCUAUGCACCUCAAGGUGUUCCAACCUCUGAUCAUCUAAAACUGCGCACUUUAACUUUAUCAUUAGGCGAUGAUCAUAUCCCAGAUGGCCAUCUCGCCGUUGAGAUCCUCUGGAUCUCUGUCGAUCCUUAUCUGCGAGUCAAAAUGACUGGCCGUAAAGAUGGUUUGGAUAUGCCCCCUUUCCAGCUCGAUCAGGUGAUUAGUUCAGUUGGCAUUGGAAGGGUGAUUAGCUCAAAAGAUAAAAAUUAUAAGGAGGGUGAGAUUGUGCUUAGCUUUGAGUUCCCAGUUGGUGAAUUCUGUAUCAUACCAUCAAAGAUGAUAAUGAGAAAAAUUGAACCAGUAGAAGGGAUAACUCCCCCACACUACCUUAGUUGCAUUGGGAUAGCUGGGUUUGCAGCCUGGGUGGGGAUAGAGGUGAUAGGAGAGCCAAAGGCAGGGUCUAAUGUGUUCAUCUCAGCUGCAGCUGGUGGCGUUGGAAUGGUUGCUGGACAAUUGGCAAAGCUUAAGGGUUGCAGAGUCAUUGGUAGUGCUGGAUCUGAUGAUAAGAUAAAGCUUUUAAAGGAGGAAUUUGGAUAUGAUGAUGCUUUCAACUACAACAAAGAAACAGAUUUUGAUGCAGCUUUGAGCAAGUACUUCCCAGAAGGGAUUGAUUUAUACUUGGAUAACGUCGGUGGUAGCAUGCUAGAGGCAGUCCUCAACCAUGUCAAUAAUCAUGCAAGAAUCCCACUCUGCGGAAUGAUUUCUCAGUAUAAUAAGGAUUGCACUAAGAGAGAUGGCAUAAGAAACCUGUUUAACAUGAUUGGUAAAGAGGUGAGGAUGGAAGGGUUUAUGAUAGGUUCACAUUUGAUGAAUCAUUUCCCAGAUUUUGUUAAUGAGAUGGAAGGUUACUUAAGCCAAGGCAAAAUGCAUUUCAAACACAAGAUCUUCAAUGGGAUUGAUAGGUUUUUGGAGGGCUUUGCCUCCAUGUUCUCUAGCUCUAACAUUGGAAAAGUUAUCAUUCAACUCAAGUAGUUGUAGAUUGAAAUGAA